AUGGUGCUAGCAAAGUCCAAGAAUGCCGUAGGGCUCGGCAACAGUCUCAUGAAUGACCGCUUCGGCAAAGGCAAAGGCACCGACAUGCGUCGCGGCAACCAGCAAGGUAUUCAACGGACGGGGCAGAACGGAGAGACUUACAUCACAAACGCCAAAAAAGAAGCCUCAUGGGUAAAGAUGCGCUCCGUAACCGAGCAAGCCGCUCUCGACGAGUUCCUCUCCACCGCCGAGCUUGCCGGCACAGACUUCACGGCCGAGAAGCUUAACAACGUCAAGAUCAUCCACAAGGACCAGAAGAACCCAUUCCUGCUGUCUGCCGCGGAGGAGCGAAUGGCGGUCACGAAGCACAGGGCCAACAGGAAGCGGUUGACGGUGCCGCGGCGGCCGCACUGGGACAAGCAUACCACGCCGCAGGAACUCGAUAUGCGGGAGCGGGAGAGCCUGUUGGAGUGGAGACGGGGGCUGGCGGAGCUGAUGGAGGGUGAGGACCUGCUGAUGACGCCGUUUGAGCGGAAUUUGGAGGUCUGGAGGCAGCUGUGGAGGGUUAUUGAGAGGAGUGAUCUCGUGGUGCAGAUUGUGGAUGCGCGGAACCCGCUGCUGUUUCGCUCGGAGGAUCUGGAGAGAUAUGUCAAGGAGGUGGAUAAGCGGAAGAAUAAUCUGCUGCUGGUUAAUAAGGCGGAUAUGAUGACGUUGGAGCAGAGGCAGGCUUGGGCGGAUUACUUCGUCGCUGCUGGGAUCAACUUUAGGUUCUUCUCGGCGGAGCUGGCGAGGGAGAUGAAUGAGGCGAGGGUACAUGAAGAGGAUGGGAACCGAGAUGAUCUGCUUGAUGAAGGCGAUGUUGCGGAAGAGGUCGACGCGGACACUGACGGCGAGCCUGACGCGCUUGCAGAAGUGGCGAAGAAGUUGGACGUCCAGGAUCAGCAAGAGGAGGGCGAUCAGUGGGUUGACGAAGAAUCGAUCGACGGGGAAGAAGCUCCCGGCAUUCCACUGUCAAACGAAGAGCGAACAAGGAUAUUGACCACAGACGAGCUCGAGGAGCUGUUCCUAGAGCAUGCGCCAAGCAUUGACACCGGCCCAGACGAGCCACCGCGCAAGACUCAGAUCGGCCUGGUCGGGUACCCCAACGUCGGCAAAUCGUCUACGAUCAACGCCUUGAUAGGCGCGAAGAAGGUGUCCGUAUCGGCGACACCGGGCAAGACGAAGCACUUCCAGACGAUACACCUCAGCGACCAAGUCAUCCUUUGCGAUUGUCCUGGUCUAGUAUUCCCCAACUUCGCAACCACCAAGGCCGAGCUGGUCUGCAGCGGCGUGCUCCCAAUCGACCAACUCCGCGAGUUCACCGGACCGGCAGGACUCGUUGCACAGCGCAUCCCGAAAGCCUUCCUCGAAGCUAUCUACGGCAUGAGAAUCGAGACCCGACCACUUGAAGAAGGUGGUACCGGUAUGCCCACUGCCUCCGAGCUCCUCCGGGCGUACGCUACCGCAAGAGGCUUCCAGACUCAAGGCCUUGGACAGCCGGACGAGUCAAGAGCUGCACGCUACAUCCUGAAGGACUACGUCAAGGGCAAGCUACUUUUCUGCCAUCCACCGCCAGCCGAUCCGCCUAUAGACGAACAGUACUUCAAUCGCGAGCUCUACGACGAGGCGCAUCUCCCGCAGAAGCGGAGAGCAGCAUUGGCCUCACACUCUGACGUCUCAGCAAUCGGCUCUGACGAUCUGUCGGUCGUCGCGGACUCAGACAUUGUAUCGUUACUUCCGGUACAGGGUGCGAAAACCUCGCGGCUGGACAAGAAGUUCUUUGCACCAGGUCAGGGUGCUGGCCAUCUCAACCAGCCGUUUCACUAUCAGUAUAGCGAGCAAGGCAAGGAGCUGAGUGGUAGGAAGCUGAAGACAGUGACUGCGUUGGAGAAGGAUGUUGACCCCGAGGAUUUGAGGCUGAACAGCAAGAAGCAUUUCAAGGGGAAUAAGAAGAGGACCAAAGCUCUGAGAUCGGAGUAUGAUUAG
This is a messenger RNA of Coniosporium apollinis CBS 100218, 2004 nucleotides long. RefSeq lists its product as uncharacterized. Gene Ontology annotation, molecular function: GTPase activity; GTP binding. The coding region runs from base 1 to 2004 and encodes 667 amino acids. The record is from RefSeq and is a predicted model, not a curated record. NCBI's taxonomy places the organism in Eukaryota, Fungi, Ascomycota, Dothideomycetes. Gene Ontology annotation, cellular component: cytosol. The transcript has 2 exons. Gene Ontology annotation, biological process: ribosomal subunit export from nucleus.